UGCUAGGGUGGCCCAUGGGACCUUCCGACUUGAACUAUCUCUGAGCCCUGGAGAGAGAGAAGGCAAUGUUUCCCCCAAACAAGUCCAAGGCUUUUGCCUAGAGUUGCUUCUAGAACUUGGCCUUGUCCCUUUGUCCCUUAAGAGUGCCUCAGAUGUCUUGGUGCUCUGUCUUAAUGACAAUUCUAGUCAAUGAACAAAUAGGUGUCCUGCCUUGCAAACAGGGGAAGGAAACCAGACUUGGUCUCAGGAAGGAUAAAGGGAGGAGUAAGAAGGCUCUGGGGUGAGGUGCCGGGGAAUUUCAACAGAGAAGUCCAAAUUUCACUAGCCAAAACAAAACUAGCAGGACCAGAGGUGAGGAAGGAAGUGGCUAGGGUUGGGUAACUGGAGAGUUUCUCAUUCUUCAGUCUAGUAUAACAGGAGAUGUAAGAGGAGGUUACCAUCUGCUUGAAGCCUGAGUACCCUCCAGAAAGAGGUGCUGUUUGUAUAAGUUGGACUACUUUUUCCAGUGGAGAGAGAAUUGAAGGCUGAGACACUCAGCCUCCAUCAUGUGGAACACCUCUGAUGCCAACUUCUCCUGCUACCAUGAGUCUGUGCUGGGCUAUCGUUAUGUUGCGGUUAGCUGGGGGAUAGUGGUGGCUGUGACAGGCACCUUGGGCAAUGUGCUCACACUGCUGGCCUUGGCCAUCCAGCCCAAGCUCCGUACCCGCUUCAACUUACUCAUCGCCAACCUCACACUGGCUGAUCUGCUUUACUGCACCUUGCUCCAGCCCUUCUCAGUGGACACCUACCUCCACCUGCACUGGCGCACCGGUGCCAACUUUUGCAGGGUCUUUGGGCUCCUCCUCUUUGCUUCCAACUCUGUCUCCAUCCUCACCCUCUGCCUCAUUGCACUGGGACGUUUCCUCCUCAUCGCCCAUCCUAAGCUCUUUCCCCAAGUAUUCAGUGCCAAGGGGGUAGUGCUGGCCCUGGUGGGCACCUGGGUAGUAGGCGUGGCCAGUUUCGCCCCACUCUGGCAUAUCUAUAUCUUGGUACCUGUAGUCUGCACCUGCAGCUUUGACCGCAUCCGAGGCCGGCCCUACACCACCAUCCUCAUGGGCAUCUACUUUGUGCUUGGGCUCAGUAGUGUUGGCAUUUUCUAUUGCCUCAUCCACCGCCAGGUGAAGCGAGCAGCACAGGCACUGGACCAGUACAAGCUGCGCCAGGCAAGUGUCCGUUCUAACCAUGUGGCUGGGAUAGACGAAGCCAUGCCCGGUCGUUUCCAGGAGCUGGACAGUGGCCUGUCAUCGGGAGGGCCCAGUGAGGGGAUUUCAUCUGAGCCAGUCAGUGCUGCCACCACCCAGACCCUGGAGGGGAACUCAUCCGAAGUGGGAAACGAGGGCAAGAGCAAGAUGGCUAAGCAAAUGGCAGAGGGAAGUCCUCCAGAAGCACCUGCCAAGGCCAGGCCAACCAAAGGAGCCCAAAAAGCCCAAGACUCCUCGUCAGAGUUUGGGAAGGUGACUCGGAUGUGUUUUGCCGUGUUCCUCUGCUUUGCCCUGAGCUACAUCCCCUUCUUGCUACUCAACAUCCUGGAUGCCAGGGUUCAAGCUCCCCGGGUUCUCCACAUGCUUGCUGCUAACCUCACCUGGCUCAAUGGGUGCAUCAACCCUGUGCUCUACGCAGCCAUGAACCGCCAGUUCCGCCAAGCAUACGGCUCCAUCCUACAACGAGGGCCCCAGAGUUUCUGCAGGCUCCGUUAGGACUAUACCUCCGGCCACAGAACCCAAGACUAUUUCUUCUGGAACCAAAGUGGCCAGCUGGCAUGGGAGUAGGUGAAAGUAAGACUUGUGGACGUCACAGAUUAUCCUUCUCCUCAAAAAGGCCAGGUCCCUCCAUGAUUCUUUCAGCCUUAGGCUGCCCAAAGAACAUUAUUAAUAAAUUAAUUCUUGGCUUUUAA
Messenger RNA from Trichechus manatus latirostris (Florida manatee), 1933 nucleotides. It is a transcript of the gene GPR84, whose product is annotated as G protein-coupled receptor 84. Gene Ontology annotation, cellular component: plasma membrane. Gene Ontology annotation, biological process: neuropeptide signaling pathway. The record is from RefSeq and is a predicted model, not a curated record. The transcript is spliced from 2 exons. Bases 546 to 1736 code for a protein of 396 amino acids. Lineage: Eukaryota; Metazoa; Chordata; Mammalia; Sirenia; Trichechidae. Gene Ontology annotation, molecular function: urotensin II receptor activity.